UGCUAAGGAAUCCCGAGUACGCGCGAGUGGGUCGGACGCGCGCAGCUCGAGCGCCGCUCUCAGUGCUCAGACAUGGCGGCGGUCCUCAACCCGGAGUGGCUGUCUUGCCUGCCUUCUUUAUGGAGUUACGGCGUGACCCGGGACGGACGCGUCUUCUUUAUCAAUGAAGAAGGGAAGAGCACAACCUGGCUGCAUCCAGUCACGGGAGAAGCCGUCAUUACAGGGCACAGAAAAACUCCAGAUUUACCCACCGGAUGGGAAGAAGGAUACACGUUUGAAGGAGCCCGUUGCUUUAUCAAUCACAAUGAGAGAAAGGUGACCUGCAAGCAUCCCGUCACAGGCGUUCCUUCGCAAGACAACUGCAUCUUUGUCGUCAACGAACACCUGAAUUGUGGGAAACUUGUCCAUCCUGUUUUAAACAGACCAGUGACAAAAGCACCAGCGGCCGACAAGGAAGAACGUCCAACCAGCACCAUGAGUGAAGCGUCGAACUACACGGGCGGCUCAGACUAUACCACACAUCCCAGCAGUCCCACAACCAGACUGUCCAGGUCUUCAAAGAAAGUCCACAACUUUGGGAAGAGGUCCAACUCCAUCAGGAGGAACCCCAACGCCCCGGUGGUGAAGAACGGCUGGCUUUACAAACAGGACAGUACCGGGAUGAAGAUGUGGAAGAAGAGAUGGUUCGUUCUGUGUGACAUGUGCCUCUUCUACUACAGAGAUGAGAAAGAAGAGGGAAUCUUGGGAAGUAUCCUCCUGCCCAGCUUCCACAUCUCCAUGCUGUCCGUGGAUGACCACAUAAGCAGAAAAUACGCCUUCAAGGCGACGCAUCCAAACAUGCGGACGUACUAUUUCAGCACUGACACAGCCAAAGAUAUGGAGUCCUGGAUGAAGGUUAUGACUGAUGCGGCAUUGGUCCACUCUGAGCCAACCAGAAGGCUUGAGAAGGUAAAGGUUGACUCCUGCAUCCCUCAGGAGAUGAACAACAUGCUGAAUCACAGAGCCCUGACCCGACCCGAGAUGCAAAACAACGAGAGAAAUCGCGAGACAAUCCACCAGGAGGAGAAAAAGCAGAAAGAGAAAGACGGAGAGCGAUACACCCUCCAGAGAGACGCCGACAACUACGCUCUGCACAAAAAUGCUCCAGGACUCACUCUGCAGAAAGACGGAGACCGAUACCUUCUGCAGAAGGACGGAGAGAAAUACGCCGUCCACAAAGACGGAGAGAAGUACCUGCUGCAGAAAGACGGGCAGAAGUACACAUUACACAAAGAUGGAGACAAGUACACGCUUCAGAGGGAAGGCGAACAAUAUGCUCCACCCAAAGAUGGCGAGAAGAACUUGCAAAUGGAUGCAAGGUACCCUCUUGGAGACAAACACAAGCAGCCGAAAGACCAAGAGAAACCCGUCCCACCGCCACGGGAUGCAGAGAAAUACGGCUUCCAGAAAGAGGGCGCUGGAGAGCGGCCGCUCACUAAGAUAAACAGCAUCAAACUCCAGCCGGCUCAAGCGGCGGCCAUCGCUGCGGCCGUCUCGUCCUCCAGACAGCUCCAGAGCGCUGCGGGAUCCAGCCAGCACAAACCACCUCAAGUCAACGGUUCUGGGGAACGAGGGGGAGACAGAAGCCCUGGAGACAUGAACAAUACGAUGCCCCAGAGGACGACAGAACCAGAGCGAACCCUGAGCAGAACCAACUCCAUGCAGCAGCUGGAGCAGUGGGUCCGCACUCAACGCACACGGCCCCCAGACGACGACACCAGGAGCAUUACGUCCUACCAAACAUUGCCGAGGAACAUGCCGAGCCAUCGUGCACAGAUCGUCCCGCGCUAUCCCGAGGGUUACCGGACGCUCCCUCGUAACAUGCUUCGGCCGGACAGCAUCUCCAGCGCGUCGGGGUCGAUGUACGACCGGGCGCUGCAGCCCACGACUGCAGAGAAGCGGCGCUCCAUACGAGACGACACCAUGUGGCAGCUGUACGAGUGGCAGCAGAGGCAGGCGCACAGCCGGAUCGGAUACGGGACGCUGCCCAGCCCCAAAACCAUGAGCCAGAUCGCAGAGUCCAUCCCCACGUCUCCUUCCCACGGAUCUCUGGCCGGUUACCACACCUUCUCCCCUAAUCGCCCCCUCAACCCAGACUCCCGCUCUGAAGUUACCUCGCCGGUGUUUCGUGGGGACGUGACAAUUGAACGCCGCCAUCGGCCGCAUCUCUCCAAGGUUUCCUAUCCUGCCGAGCGCAGGCCUGUUCCUCCCUCACAGAGCAUCACUGCACAGUCUCUGCAAGGCAAAACGCCAGAGGAACUGACCCUGAUGCUCAUCAAGCUCCGGCGGCAGCAGGCCGAGCUCAACAGCCUUCGUGAGCACACGCUCGCUCAGCUAAUGCAGCUAAACCUGGAUGCCACUAAGCCAAAGAGUGAAAUCCUUUCCCAUCACCUACAGAGGAAUCUGGUGUACUUGGACAGCCAGAUGAAGGAGAAUGAGCCGGUAAUCUUCAUGAUUCACACUAUGAUUGAGAACUCGGCGCCAAGGCCGCAACUGUACCAGCAACAGAUGAGCCCUGAAGAGUACAGAGAAAACACCUACUUAUUCAGACCCGAGGAGCUGGACAUUGAUGCGAAGUUAAGUCGACUGUGUGAGCAGGAUAAAGUAGUGAGAACUCAAGAAGAAAAACUGCAGCAGCUCCACAGAGAAAAGCACACGCUGGAGACGGCCUUACUGUCGGCCAGUCAGGAGAUCGAGAUGAGCUCUGAAAACCCCACGGCCGUGCAGAGCGUCAUCCAGCAGCGGGACGUCCUACAGAGCGGUCUGCUCAGCACCUGCAGAGAGCUGUCACGUGUCAACACUGAGCUGGAGCGGAGCUUGAGAGAGUACGAUCGACUGGAGGCGGACGUCACCAUGGCCAAAACGAACCUGCUGGAGCAGCUCGAGGCCCUCGGGAGCCCACAGACGGAGCCGCCCAGCCAAAAACACGUUCAGAUCCAGAAGGAGUUGUGGCGGAUUCAGGAUGUGAUGGAGGUGCUGAACAAGAACAAACCUAAGAGAAACGCAGAACCCAGUUUUCCUGGUGCAAACCCCCUGUCAAACCUGCAUAAAAGUGAAGAGUCAGACUCAGUGCCUCCUCGUCCUCCUCUCCCGUACUCGUAUGAGGGGGGAGACCGGCCGCCUCACGCCCCCCGCACAACCCCUCACCGGCCCGAGGACCGCAAGGCCGCCCAGCGCAACGGUGCCCACAGCGGGCCCGACUACAGACUGUAUAAGAGCGAGCCGGAGCUCACCACGGUAGCUGAAGUCGACGAGAGCAACGGCGAAGACAAAUCUGAGCAGACGGCAGAGAAAGAGUCGCCCGGUGUCACCAAAGGUGUAGUUUACACCGUCGGCAUGGUCAGUCCCAGGAAUAAAUCACCCAUGCCUGAAUCGUCCACCAUCGCCUCUUAUGUCACCUUGAGAAAGAGCAAGAAACCUGAUCCCAGAACAUCCCAGCCGCAGGACCGUCCUCACAGUGCGGUGGAGCACAUGAUUGGCGCAGCAGAGGUGGGCCGAACACGCAUGAGCGUCGAGGAGCAGAUGGAGCGAAUCAGGAGGCACCAGCAGGGGGCGAUACGUGAACGGAGGAGAGAGGACGGAUCGCUGUCCCGAAGCCUCUCCUUCACUAAAGACAACCCCUACUACACCCUACAGAUGCGUAAGAAGAGCCCGGCGAUCUCUCCAGAUGAGCUGGACGACCGCAGAGACACCAAACCGACCCAUGCAGAAAAAAACUGCAAGAAUACUGAAGAUCUGGAAUCUGGAAAUGCCAACCUGGAGAAGAAGGAGAGAGCGCUCCUGUCCCGAUCGGCCUCUGUUAAAGAGUAUCUCCUGAAGUGCGCGGGGCCAAAACCAGUGCUGAACAGGGACCAGACAGAGCCCAGAUGUGUGAGUCCACUGGAGUACCGCAGGACCCUGGCCACUCAGAACAGCUUACAGACGGCCCUCAUGGUACGCGUGGGCACUGAGGAAGACGAGGAGGAGGAGGAGGAUGAAGAGAAGCCCUCCAGUCAACAGCAGGACGUGUCUUAUGAGCUGACCAACAGCAAACACGGCACGCUGACGUCAGCAGCCCCUCCACCCACAUCAGUGAAGCAUGUGAGAGGACGUCCCACCGUGAGCCACACACAUCAUCAUCAUCAUCAUGAGACAGACAGGAAGUGCCGCCCAUCAGCUGACCGACACACAGCGACGUCCAGGCCUUAGUUCACACGAUUCAUUUAUAGUGCUUAUUUAUAUUCCUAUUGUUCCCUUUUGUUUUCUGUAGACCCCAGAGUUGAGUUGUGUUUGAUUGGAGGUGCUAUUAAACUCUCUCUGAUGUACAUUACAGCACCCAGACUCUCUCUCUCAACAGGAAGUGGAGCGUAAAGCCCACUUAUUUAAUUCGGACUGCCGAGGGUUGUGUUCAUCGUUUGCUUGUUUUUAUAUGGAUUUUAAUCAGUCGCUCCCGGUUUUAUCUAUUGUUGGUCGACGCGAUUUUUAGUACUCAUAUCUUUUGCACUGUACGACACCCAUCGUUGCUUUUUUGAUAUCAGAGGAUUUAUGUAUAAACGAUGUACAACUAUAAACUUUCAAUAAGGUGCCACCGUACUGCUGCCGAAGGACAGGAUUUGUAAAUGAUCUGUAUGUUGGAUAGUCCACAAUAGCCACCACACUGUUUCCCGACACACUCAUGAAUGUUCCAGCUUAUGUUUUAUUUUUCUAUGGCUGAGAGAUAUUUAAGUAGAGAGACGAGUACAGCGUAUUACCAUUUUAAGAAGAGUAUUUCAGAGGUUUGAGGAGCAAGCGUUUAUAACGGUUGAUAAAGCAAUAAGCAGGGUUUGGUGUUCAACUUUGAUGUAUAAACUGUAAAGUUCAUGAUGUAUAUACUGUACACCAUUCUAUGAGCAGAGCAGACACACAGAAGAGGUUAUGUAUCAGAGUCAAUAUGCAAAUGUUCAUAUUUCAUCUGUUUUAUAUCAUGUGAAAUAAAUGUUGAUGUUCUUAUACAGUA
This is a messenger RNA of Carassius auratus (goldfish), 5014 nucleotides long. RefSeq names its product pleckstrin homology domain-containing family A member 5. The record is from RefSeq and is a predicted model, not a curated record. Bases 73 to 4227 code for a protein of 1384 amino acids. Lineage: Eukaryota; Metazoa; Chordata; Actinopteri; Cypriniformes; Cyprinidae. The transcript has 30 exons. Gene Ontology annotation, cellular component: cytosol. Gene Ontology annotation, molecular function: phosphatidylinositol-3,5-bisphosphate binding; phosphatidylinositol-3-phosphate binding; phosphatidylinositol-5-phosphate binding.